Messenger RNA from Camponotus floridanus (Florida carpenter ant), 3439 nucleotides. RefSeq names its product putative ATP-dependent RNA helicase TDRD12. Gene Ontology annotation, biological process: transposable element silencing; germ-line stem cell division. The record is from RefSeq and is a predicted model, not a curated record. NCBI's taxonomy places the organism in Eukaryota, Metazoa, Arthropoda, Insecta, Hymenoptera, Formicidae. Gene Ontology annotation, molecular function: ATP binding; nucleic acid binding. The coding region runs from base 178 to 3417 and encodes 1079 amino acids. The transcript has 20 exons.
CAAUUGACACAAUGAAUCACUUCAUCUUUGUUGGUUGCCGAAUGUAAAGAAUGAAAUCAUUCACUUUAUACUGCGAUCUGUGUGUCAUCAUCUUGCUGAAAAAUGUUCAUUGUUGUCAUUUGCCCCUCCUAAAUUCCCUCCUCCGCUUCGCUUACGCGCCUCGUAAUUAGUGACCACAUGACAGUAGUGGGCUGUCUCUCUUCGCCACGUGUUGUACUCGAGUCGCAAAAUAUAGAACUUUUCUAUUCAGUUUCCAUUUUAAUUACGUGCACACGAGAAAUACGGAUGCAUCAAAAAAUGCCAGACAUCGAGAAAUCUGCAUCUGGAUAUAAUGGAAAGGAAACAUCGCAAGCUUCCUUACUUCAGAGUAAUAGGUCUCUUCAAAUACAAAAAAUCAUUAAAUUUCUCAAUCAUCAAGACGUUAUUCCUACUACAGUUACACCAAUUAAAGUAACAACUAUAAAGAGUCCAUAUAUUAUGAGAGCUUAUGAAAUUCAGCAACAUACAGACAAACUUGAUAAAAUCCAAAGGAAAUUGUUGAGCUUUAUGAAAACUGAAGAGUAUUUGAGAGGGGAAUAUAAUGUACAAAAUCCCAAAGUUGGUGAUGUAGUUAUUGUACAAAGUAGUAAAUGUACAGUUGAAGUGGAGUUACCAUCAUUUGUCUGCCGCGGUUUAAUACAAUAUAUUAAAAAGCAAGAUGAGAUAUACUAUAUUCUUUUAGUGGAUCAUGGUAUUAGCAUAAAAUUAACUAGGGAUAAAUUUUGUAUAGUGCCACAAAAUUUUAUUCCUGAAAAAUAUUUAACGAAAGCAGUUGGUGUAUUCAAUAUUAUGCCGAUUCGUAUGAAAAAGAAUGUUUCUAAUGGUUCUAAUAAUUCAAAGUCUACACCCAUUGUUGUAGACGAAUGGAGCGAAGAAGCAAUUCAAUUUGCCGAAGAUUUGUUAUAUGAAUCUAAAAUCAUAUACUUUGACCAUUUACACACAGAUGAGAAAAAUGGAAGAGAAUAUGGAGAAUUUUAUCUUACCAUUAAUAACAUAGAUAUCAUAUCAUUAAGCGAAGCUCUAAUUAUUAAUUAUUAUGCAACUUAUAUAGAAGGAGAUUUGUUACAGCUUGUUGACAAUUAUUCUCAAUCUAAGGAAAACAUAAAAGAUCACAUACAAAUAAAAUUUUCAUGUAAUGACAAAAUUGAGAAAAAUAGAAAUAACGCAAGACAAGUUAAUCACGCACAAGUUAAUUAUUCCCUUAAGGAAUUCUGUCUAAAUGAGAAAGUCUUGAUACAGAGUACAAUGAAUUGUGGGAUUUUAAAUGAUGUUAGAGAUCUCGGAUAUCCACACGGAAUACAUAAGGGUUGGAAUGAAUAUUACAAAUCUUCGAGACCAAGAAAGCUCCAGUCUUAUAUAUGGCCAGCUAUAAAUAAUGGUUUAAACGUUGUUGCUAUUGGACCAUCACAAUGUGGUAAAACUAGUGGAUGUGUAAUGAGUGUUUGUGGUCUAGUAGCCAUGCGUCAAAAGGAAGUAUCACACAGCGCAACUCGUCCACUAGCACUAAUUUUGUGCUCUUCAUCUUCUGAAGUAAUCAAUAUUCACUCAUUGUGUAUGUCAUUUUUGCGUUCUUUUGAUAAUGUAAAAUCUGUAGCUGCAUUUAAUGGCAAGACAUCUAUAUCAAUAGCGGCAUCUAUAUAUAAAGGUUGUCAAAUCUUAAUAGCCACACCGCAAUAUCUAGCUCGAUUCUUGAAUGAAAAUAAAAAUUUACUGUCAUUUGACAGGCUUUCUUAUUUAGUUCUUGACAAUGUUGACGUAAUUUUAGAUAAAUAUUAUAACUCGAUAGGAGAAUUAUUCAAGAAACAUAAAGUAAUUGAAAACCGUGAGUCACAAGGUGACAAUAGACCAACACUACAAAUAAUUAUAUCAGCAACAACCUGGACACCCGAGAUUAAGAAAUUUAUAUGUCUAGCAACGUACAAACCAUAUAUAUGUAUCACAUCAUUUUUAGAAGCUGUUAUUUUUAAAUCUAUACGUCCACAAUUGUAUAUUUUGAAUUCUAUACAAAAAAACCAAAAAAUAUCAGAUAUACUAAAGGAUGAUUAUACUACGAUGAGAACAAUGAUAAUAUGUAUAAAUGCUAAAGAAGCCGAAGAAUUAAAUACCUUUUUAUUUUCAACAAAGAAAACUCUGCUAAUUCACGAAGAGAUGAAGUUGUCUGAUAUACGAGCUUUACAAGACAGUUGGAAAGCAUGUGUACGUAGCUUGUAUCCAGUACUCAUAUGUACUGAUGCAGUUCUAUCUGAUCUCAAUUUUACUAAUAUUCAAUGGCUGAUACAUCAUUCUGUACAGUUAAAAUUCAAAAAUCUAUUCAAUUAUAGGUUUUCUGUACUUUUAGAUCAUUUGACACAGGAUGCCAAAAAAUGUAAAUUUAGUAUAUUCAUCGAUGAAAGAAAUGAUCAACAAUUUGUAAGCAUAAUAAAAUUAAUGGAACGAAUGAAAGUUGUAAUAUCUCGAGACUUAUUGAAAAGUUGUGAUCGAAUAGCAGUUACACUAGAAAAAGACAAAAAGGAAUAUGCUAUAUGUGAUAAUGUGAAAUCAUUUGGUUUCUGUCAUGAGAAAAAUGUUUGUGUAUUCAGGCAUUACAUGCUUCCUAAAAUCGAUGCACCAAUGACAAACAUACAGAUAAAUGAUAAAGUGAUAUUGAUGGUGAUGUAUAUUCACGAUACGACGCAUUUCUCUGCAAGAAUAAUCGAAUACAUGUCAUGUACAAAUGAGUCAAAAAAAAUAAAAUUUUGUGACACAGAGUAUAUGAAAACUGCACUUAAAAUACAAGAGUAUUAUCAAAACGUUGAAAACAGAAAAGUAUGUAUCUCGACGAACGUGGGUGAUAUCUGUGCUUUAGAGGAAUCUAUGGACACAUUUAAACGAGUACAAAUUGUGCGUAUCAGAUAUGAUAAAGAUAGUUCUGAAGACAAAGUAAAAUUUGUAGAUGUGAGAUGCAUCGAUAGUGGUGUUAUACAUGAAGCCAUUGAUGUAUACAAAUUAAUGCAUAUUCCUGAGGAAUUAUCAAAUCUUCCAACACAUAUUGUAGAAAUAUUUUUAGCUGGUGUAGCACCACCUGAUAAGGAAUACAUGUGGAAUCAUUGUGCUAAUGAAGCAGUUCAUAAAUGGUUCUCAAAAAAUUUUGAUGAAAGGUCUUAUAUUAUUGGAAAAGUUUGCCUUCACCUUGGAAAUACAAUUUGGUUAGAUGAUCUUCGAAUUGGAACAAAAUUACUUGGUUAUUCCGACAUGAUAGGAUCUUCUUUGAAAAAGGAACUUCUUGCUAAAAAUUUUGCAAUUUUGAAUGACAAUCACAUGCCAGAUCUGUUCAAACUUUGCAAAAACAGUGAUAUGAUAGAUAUCAAUGGACAUGACAUUAAUGUAAUGUGCAAAUAAAGUACCUUUUUUCUAUCAUUUA